This is a messenger RNA of Habropoda laboriosa, 2641 nucleotides long. RefSeq names its product DNA mismatch repair protein Mlh1 (gene Mlh1). Gene Ontology annotation, molecular function: ATP binding; ATP-dependent DNA damage sensor activity; mismatched DNA binding. Gene Ontology annotation, cellular component: MutLalpha complex. Gene Ontology annotation, biological process: mismatch repair. Lineage: Eukaryota; Metazoa; Arthropoda; Insecta; Hymenoptera; Apidae. The record is from RefSeq and is a predicted model, not a curated record.
AACUAUGGUGUAAUCUACUGUGCACUAUGGUGUAAUCUACUGUAAUAUUUGGCUCCAAUUUCCGGAGAUUUCCAUCAAAAUUUUUUAAACAGCAUCACCAAAUAUGAAUGCACCGGGGAAAAUUAAAAAAUUGGAGGAAACUGUAGUAAAUAGAAUUGCAGCUGGCGAAAUAAUACAAAGAUCGGCAAAUGCAUUGAAAGAGUUAAUCGAAAACAGUCUUGAUGCAAAAGCAACUAGUAUACAGGUUAUUGCUAAAGAAGGUGGAUUAAAAUUAUUACAGAUUCAAGACAAUGGAACAGGAAUCAGAAAGGAAGACAUGGGAAUUGUCUGUGAAAGAUUUACAACUAGUAAAUUACAAACAUUUGAGGAUCUUCAGUCAAUAACAACCUAUGGAUUUCGUGGUGAAGCUUUGGCAAGCAUUAGUCAUGUAUCACUUUUAACAAUCACAACAAAAACUGUAAAUGAAAAGUGUGCUUAUAAAGCCUCAUAUGUGGAUAGUAAAAUGAAGGCACCACCUAAAUCAUGUGCUGGAAAUCAAGGCACUACUAUACUCAUUGAAAAUUUGUUUUAUAAUAUUGCAACAAGAAGAAAAGCUUUAUCUAAUACAGCUGAGGAAUUUAGCAAAAUUUCAGAUGUUGUUACAAAAUAUGCUGUGCACAAUCCUAAAGUGGGAUUCAGUCUAAAAAAACAUGGUGAAAUAACACCUCAGGUCCGUACACCAGCUAAUUCAACUAAAAUGAGUAAUACCAGAAUACUUUAUGGUAAUCCUGUAGCUCGCGAAUUAUUAGAAGUGGAACUUACAGAUAACACUUACAAAUUUAAAAUGCAUGCUUUAGUAACAAAUCCAAAUUACAGUAACAAGAAAAUGACGUUUCUCUUGUUCAUUAAUAACAGAUUAGUAGAAAAUUCCAUAAUUCGAAAAAUGUUGGAAGAACUUUAUACUUUUUAUCUUCCGAAAAAGUCUCACCCAUGGUGUUACAUAUCUUUAGAAAUUGAUCCACAAAAUGUUGAUGUCAAUGUACAUCCAACAAAACACGAAGUUAAAUUUCUUCACGAAUUUUCUAUCAUUGAAAGAAUGAGAGAUGCCAUAGACGAAAAACUAUCUGCAAGUAAUACCUCUAGAACAUUUUACGUACAAGCGCGGUUACCGAAAGCAAACAUCACUAAGGAAGUUUUGCAAGAAGUAUUGCCAGAAUAUGAGAAAGAUAACAAUGAUAAAACGAAAAAAAUUCGUCCUCAAGAAAUGAUCAGGACUGAUGCCACUGAUCAAAAGUUAGACAAAUUUAAUUUUACUAUUCAUACAGCAAUGAAAUAUGCUAGAAAUGACAAUAAUGUUGAAACUAAUGAAUCAACAAAUACUAGAAAAACUGAAGAUAGUAAUAUCAAUGACAAAAAAGAAUUAAAUAUAGAACAGUGUUCAACACCAGAUAUCGAGGAUACAAGACAAAAAAAUACACCAAAAGAUGAUGAAGUAAUACAAGUAGCAGGGCCAAGUACUUCAUGGAGUAAUGUUCUAGAUGAUACAACUUCAUCUACAUUUGAUUUAGUAGCAGCUGAUGAUUCCAAUUUAGUUCCUCCUGUUCAAAGUGAUAGUGAAGAAGAAUGUGAUCUAAAUAGUUUGCAAGAUAUGUUCGGAACUCCAUACGAUGAAAUUGAUAAAAAAGUUGUAGACGAUUCUAAUAAAGAAAAGUGCAUUGACGUUAUCGCAGAUAAAGCACGUAAACAAGUAUACAAAUGUUUCGGAAAUAUAAAUACUGCAACAGAGAAGAAAGAAGGUAGUAUAUGUAAAGAAAAUACGGAAGCAAUUGAACCUUCUACAAGUAAUAAACCUAAAGAAGUGCAAACUACAAAUGCACAAACUUCAAGAGAAACUGAUAACGAUAAAAAUAAUGAAAAAGAUGAAAAAAGUAGCGAAGAAAAAAGUGACACCGAAAGUACAUACGAUUUUAAAUCCUAUUCAAUAAAUAAUUUUAGGAGAGAAGUGAAAUUAACAAGUAUUUUAAGAUUACGUAAAGAAGUAGAAAACGAGUGUCACGAAGGCAUGAAACAAAUUUUAUCGGAAUUAACUUUCGUCGGCUGUAUAGAUUCAUCUACUGCUUUGGUUCAAAGUGGCGUCAACUUGUAUCUCUGUGAUACAAAAAAAUUAGCAGAGGAGCUUUUUUAUGAAAUUAUGCUUUACGAUUUUGCAAAUUAUGGCGUCAUCAAAUUUUCUGAGCCCAUCCCUUUAUAUGAUCUAGCUAUGUUAGGAUUAGGUACUGAAGAAGCUGGAUGGACAGAGAAUGAUGGACCAAAAGAUGAAUUAGCUACAAGUGUUAAAGAACUAUUAUUGGAGAAGACAGAAAUGUUAAGAGAAUAUUUUUCUAUUGUUAUAGAUAAAAAGGGAAAUUUAAAAUCUCUACCAGUAUUAUUAGAAAAAUAUUUCCCAAAUGCAGGUGGUCUUCCUCUUUAUGUGUUGCGUUUAGCUACUGAAGUAGAGUGGUCGGCAGAACAGCCAUGUUUUCACUGGAAGUAUGUUACAGAACAUGUUUUAUAUACUGCAAUUAAAGAAAGCUUACUUCCUCCGAAACAUUUUGCACAUGAUUCAACAAUAUUACAAAUAGCCAACCUGCCUGACUUGUACAAAGUUUUUGAAAGAUGUUAA